Linum trigynum is the source of this 5920-nucleotide messenger RNA. The record is from the annotation of a GenBank genome assembly. Lineage: Eukaryota; Viridiplantae; Streptophyta; Magnoliopsida; Malpighiales; Linaceae.
CCUUUUUGGUGUUUUUUUUUCAUUUUACUCCUGACAGGCAUAAUAGUCGAGCGAAUUGGUGAUUGUAUGCUGUAGAUACUGAGCCUGAUUACCCACCAUUUUCCUUUGCUUUCAGGUUAUAACUGGUUCUGAAGAUGGAACAGCAAGAAUUUGGGGUAAAAUGCUAUUUUGAAUAUUGAGGAUCACAGUUACCUAGUCCAAUAGAGAUUAAGUGACUGGUUGUUUCACAUAUCAUUUUUGUAUUGAUAGAAUGCCAGUUUGAUGACUUUAGUUUGGAGAUUCUCCACUUCUAUGUUACCUCCUUGAGAUCUGGUCCAAGACCCCAACUAUAUCCAUGCCAGUAGGGGAUAAGUUUAGAAUGGUCAUUAGAGUGGAAGAGAUGGUUGGCUGACUUGGUAAUUUGUUGUUAUUUUGAUAGUAUUUCCCCCCCCUAGUUCCAGUGAUCUGACCAGAAGAUAGGAAUCAGGAAGAAAAACUAAUUUUGGAUUUGCCUUGCGAGGUAGAAGUGGUACUUUGUGUGACAUUUUCGGCUUUCUGUUACCCUUUCGGAAAGCAUUGUGGUUAUCCACCUGCAAAUUUCUUCCCGAAUCUGGUUUCAAGUUUGUCAUAGCACAUUAGCGAUAAUAUGAGUGCCGCAAAUAUACUUUUAUGUUCAGUUUAUGCGAUUGCCUGAAUUUUUCUGUUUUGCGAAUUUGCAUGAUGAAAUGGAGUAGCUUUUUUCAGAUUGCAAUAGUGGGAAGUGCAUCAGAGUAAUUGAUCAGGGAAAGGAUAAGAAGUUGAAAAGGUUGUCUACCUCUGUUAGAUGCAUUGCACUUGAUUCAAGUGAGAGCUGGUUGGUAUGUUUUUGACUUGAUAAUAUGGCGUUCUAGUUAGAUGCAUAUUUUGACAUGAUUGAUGAAAGGUAUUUGUUGUUGUACAGUGGAUGAGAGUGAGAUGCGCAUCCAAUCAUGUUUCCAAUGUUUCGUCUAGACUCUAGUAUUGCUGACACUGAACAAAUCUAAUAGCUGAACAGGUGGUCUUACCAAUAUAUAUUCCAUGUUCACAGGCUUGUAGCAGUGGUCAAAGCUUAUUGGUUUGGAAUCUGCAUGCUUCGGAGUGUGUUUCGAGGACUUCUACUGCUGCAUCCAUGCAAGACAUGAUAUUCGACAAAAACCAAGUAAAGCCAACUCUAUUCCAAAUGACCUCGUACUGCAUCAAACUGAGAUUGGCAACCAUUUAGGUGGAAUUAGCUAGUUUUUAUGGAUAUGACGAACAAUCAAUUUUGUGUCUACUAGGUCGUGAAUAUCAUUUCGGUGCUAGAGUUGAAUGCUGCCUUUUCUUUUGGCUUGUUUUUGCCCUCCCUCCUCCUUUUUCUUUUCUCCGUUAUUUGAGCAACAUCUGUUUCUUCGGCACUGAUUCCUUGCAUUACAUAAUCUCAGGUAUUAGCUGUUGGAUCAGAACCUUUCCUCAAUCGCUUCGACCUAAAUGGGAAGAUUCUUUCACGGAUACCAUGCGCUCCUCAGUCAGCAUUCUCUGUCUCUUUACAUCCAUCAGGGGUAAUCUCCUACUUCUCUCCGAGUGCAUUUUUCUCGGAGUUUACUAUUUAUCUGUGCGACCAGCCCUAAGAAUGGAUGAACAAGUGGAUGUAAAUGUAAUCGACACCCCUAGGUUUAGUCGUGCUUCUUCUGAUGCAUUCAGAUCCUUUUGUUCAUUCUGAAUUCAGGUGACAGCAAUUGGAGGUUAUGGCGGUCUUGUGGACGUGAUCUCACAGGUUCGAAGCCACUACUGCACUUUCCGCUGCAGCCGAGCAUAAGGAGAGAAGGAGAAUUGUUUGUUUAUGUCUUUGUGGAGCGAAACCACAUCACUGCUAGUAAUCCGGUGAUCUCGAAUGAACAGUUGUCAGCAUUAUCUGGUGAUCAUCCCCAUUUGACUUCCAAAGUUUUCUUUCUAAGCAGUUAGAAGGUGAUAUAGGGAUUGAUAUCUGCCAAGAAGUUUGUGAGGGGCAACAAGAGGGGAACUGUAGAUUCCCUGUUUCGAUUGUAGCGAUGAAUUCGGUAUUGGUGUUAAACAAGAUUCUCUUAUCUUGACCCAAUUUGAUCUUAGUUAACCUCCUAUCACAUUUCAGGAGUGAUCAUCUCCCUCGUCACGAAGUCGUAGACCAUACAGUGAAAUCUUUUUCCUUAUGAUCUGGGAUCACCCUCUUGACUUCAUGGGUUGACCAAUUACCACUUACCACUUACCACAUGCACUUUCGUCGUUGGACCACAAAAGCCCAAACUACGAGGGGGAGAAAGUGGGCCUGUGGGCCAAUCCGAAUGGGCUUAGGUAUCCAGCGCCCUACGAUUACGAAUCCGAGAAGGAAAAAGAGAAGGGGAACGAAAGGACGGCAGAAACACGUAAAGAAGCGACGGUAUAAAUAGCAGAGUCGGAGCUAACCCUUUGGCCCUCUAACCCUUUGGCUUCCGCGAAAAAGUAAAGAUACAAAGAGAGACUAUCCCCAGCAGCGCAGCGGCAGCCAACCAGCAGUUCCCGACUUAGCUUUGCUUCUGUUUAACUCCGCUGCUUUGUGGGAAGAACCGCUGAAAACCCUAGUUCUUCUUCUUCUUCCUGAGACGAGACUGCUCCUCGUCAAACCGCCUUUUGUCAAAUCUCGCAAUCGCAAACAAACACAGGUUCUUCUUUCUUCCCUCCUCUCGCAUCUCGUCCUUGGUGAUUUCUUCUGUUUUCCUCCCUCGAUUUCUUUUUUUCCUGAGUCGUCAUCUAUCGCGUUCGCGUACUGUGAGUUUGUCUAGCUAGCCCUGUCGAUUUACACCUGCAACCUUACUGGGUUUCUUGAUCUCUCUUUGAUCUGGAGUGUCAUGGUUUAUUGUGUUUUUAUUGUUGAACUCGCGCGUAUGUACGCCCUGUUGGGUAAAUCUGCUUGAAUUUUGGUUGAUUUGGGGGGUGUGGGUUAUGUCAGAUUUGUGGGUCUGUUGUUGUGUUAUCGGCUUCUUACGGGGUCGAUUUGUAUGGCUUUUUGCAGUUUUCAACUAUGGCAGGACAAGCACCAGACGGCGCGAACAAUUUUGAUGCCAAGAGCUAUGAUCUAAAGAUGAACGAAUUACUUUCGGCUGAUGGGCAGGACUUCUUUGCUUCCUAUGAUGAAGUUCAUGAAACCUUCGACUCCAUGGGCUUGCAGGAGAAUCUUCUUAGGGGCAUUUAUGCAUACGGUUUUGAAAAGCCAUCUGCUAUCCAGCAGAGAGGAAUUGUCCCUUUUUGCAAGGGGCUUGAUGUGAUUCAGCAAGCCCAGUCUGGAACUGGAAAGACUGCUACUUUCUGUUCUGGUAUCCUGCAACAGCUUGAUUAUGCCUUGGUGGAAUGCCAGGCUCUGGUCCUGGCUCCAACUAGAGAGCUUGCCCAGCAGAUUGAGAAGGUUAUGCGUGCACUUGGUGAUUAUCUUGGCGUCAAGGUUCAUGCUUGUGUUGGUGGAACCAGUGUCCGUGAGGAUCAGCGCAUCCUUUCCAGUGGAGUACAUGUCGUUGUUGGUACCCCUGGUCGUGUCUUUGAUAUGCUCCGUCGACAAUCCCUCCGUGCUGAUUCCAUUAAGAUGUUUGUCUUGGAUGAAGCUGAUGAGAUGCUUUCCCGUGGAUUCAAGGACCAGAUAUAUGAUAUCUUCCAGCUUCUGCCACCAAAGAUUCAAGUGGGCGUCUUCUCUGCAACAAUGCCCCCUGAGGCUCUGGACAUCACCAGGAAGUUUAUGAACAAACCAGUUAGGAUCCUUGUGAAGCGUGAGGAGCUCACUUUGGAAGGUAUCAAGCAGUUCCAUGUCAAUGUGGACAAAGAAGAGUGGAAGCUGGAGACACUCUGUGAUCUCUACGAGACUCUAGCCAUCACCCAGAGUGUCAUCUUUGUGAAUACCAGGCGCAAGGUGGACUGGCUGACCGACAAGAUGAGGAGCAGGGACCACACUGUCUCUGCCACUCACGGUGACAUGGACCAGAACACUAGGGACAUUAUCAUGAGGGAGUUCAGGUCUGGCUCAUCCAGGGUCCUGAUCACCACCGAUCUCCUGGCUCGUGGUAUAGAUGUCCAGCAAGUGUCGCUGGUCAUCAACUAUGACCUGCCCACUCAGCCCGAGAACUACCUGCACAGGAUUGGUCGUGGUGGUAGGUUUGGAAGGAAGGGUGUGGCCAUCAACUUCGUGACCAAGGAUGACGAGAGGAUGCUUUUCGACAUCCAGAAGUUCUACAACGUGGUGAUUGAGGAGCUCCCAGCCAAUGUUGCGGAUCUUCUGUGAGAGAGGCGUUUUGCUGUGUUGCCUUUCCUUUUGCUGCCUUGAAUGAAUUGAGUGAGAGAGAUUAUGAUGCAUGGAGACACUGACCUGUCGUUAUUAGUCUUGUACUCUCUUCAAUCUUUGUUUUUAUGUUUUUGUUGCUCUUCUUUUUUUUAUGGUUGGGACUUGAUUAGUAUUCACUAUGGAGAAGUAGAAGGCUUUGUUAUGUUGUGAAAUUGUUCCAAUUUUGGAUUUUAGCAGGUAGUAGUUGGGUUGCAUUGUGGAAUACUUCUAUUUAAUACAGAUGUCUGUAUUUAUCAUCCAUUGCUUUCUUCUUGGUGGGCUUUCGAUGAUUUGUUGGUUGUAGUUCCCUGCAAUGCCGGGAACUCUGCUAAGCUUAUAUCUAACCUUAGUGAUGAAUGAUAAUGUCCAACUUUAGUCCUAGUCAGUUUUCACAAUGUAGCUAAUGGUUGUCAAAAUCACAGUUCACUUUCUUGACAUUCAUCAUUUUCCACUUGACCUACUUGUUCCUUAUGCGGCCCUUCCUCUGAUUUGAGAAAUAUUGAUGAUGUCCUUCGUAGAAAGAAGUAAAAUAUAACACUCUCGAGGACCCAAGUCGGAAUUCCAAGCAAAUUUAAGAGCAAGGCCAAUUGUGUUACCUGUGUUCGUAGGGCGUUUGCGAGCCUGGUUGGUGUUAGGUUUGCUUCUUUUGGUGCUGGUCGCAUGUGUGGCUUGAAGGAAGGGAAUGUGGGAGUUGGUGGACAUUGGACCACUGUAUGGGAGGACGACCACUUUAGGUAAAAGGAAGCUCUAGUGGUGCACAAAGAGUUGCUUGGCGUUUGAAGUCUCUGGUGAUGAGGGUUUGGUUCAAGUGCCUAGGUGUGAUUGGAAAUUUCGAAAGCGAAGUUGGCAUCAACGAGCGUACACUCUCCUUGCCAUCGUGAACAAGUGGGAAGUUUUGACAUUGACCCGGGCCGAGUAUGGAUUGAGUUAGUUCGCUACUUAACUCGAACCUUUGGAGACAAGGUUCUUUCGGUGGGGGUGGUGGGAUAUUGCGUAUAUGUUUCACACCAUUAUUAUUAUUCUUUUUAUUAGGAUUAGUUAAUAUAAUUAGUAUUAUAAUUAUCAUUGGUUUCUUAGUCCCCAAGUAGCAAUUAGUAGAGUCCUAGUAGGAAAACGUUAGUUGGCAACAUUCCUACUUGGCAGAAUGGGUUAGGGUUGGUUAUUAGAUUUAGGGUUUGUCUUUAUGAUAAAUAUGUACUUUAUGGUUCAGUUAUUAUCGUAGCUUUUAUUCGUUCGUAUCUUAUGAGUAGAAGUAAUUUAGCUAUAUUCUCUAUGUUUGAGAAAAUUUAUACGCAACACUUAAGAGAGUGUCAUGUGUAUUGAAAAUGGAUCGUUAUACCAGGGUGUAAUAUAUUUGAUCUCGUGUAUUAGGUGAGGGAAAGAGAUCGAGUUUGCAAACAAUUUGUUGGCUCUUUUGUCCCGUUUAUUUCUUUUCUUAUUCAAACGCUUAGUUGGUAUUUCUGUCAUAAACCAGUUGGUUCCAAUAACUCGAGUUAUUGGGAGACGGUUAUGCUGGAUCUUAUACCACACUCUUACACGCCUCAUCAAACGAAAGCCAACUCACGGGCUUGAAGUUUUCCCAGGCGAUCAUCAUAUCUUGUGCUUUAAUUAACUGUUAAUAUUGGG